AAAAGGCAGCAUGUGCGAGUAUGCGGCUCUAAAGUGUGUGUGUGUGUGUGCGUAAAAAGCUGCGCUGGAGACGUUUCACUGAUGCAAGGAUUUCCCUCUGUUCUCUUGAAGAGGACGCACACUGACCGUGUUUCAACCAGUACAGGGAAUUAACUGUAACACACACGGGAAACACUUGGAGCUGAAGUAAAGGGCAAACUGACACCACCCUGUGAGGAUGCGUGCAGGAUUAUGCAGCCGGUAAAAGAUGACAACGCUCUGAUGCGGGGAAGCUGGUGAUGUGGCUGCUUAAUCAUUGUUAAAUCAUGGGAAAUGUGGAGAGUCAGAAUGGAGACAGUGGAAUCCAUGGUGAUGUGCCAGGACAUCUCUCACGUAAGCACACUUCCCGCUCACUCCGUAUCUCCAACAAACAGCAAAUCAACCAUCGUUCGAGGCACUCUUCCUCAGUGAAACAGAGUCACAGAAACUCCGAAGCCUCAACCCGCUCCUCCAGCACCCCGAGCAUCCCACAAUCCUUAGCAGAGAAUGGACUGGAGCUUUUCAAUGCAGCAGAUGAGUUUGACAAAUUUGGCAUCAACCCUCACUGGAGCCAGCGUGUUGCUAUGACAAUGAGGCCCGAGUCCUAUCAGCACGACGACGACCCCUUGGCCACGCCGACUCCCGACACCUCAGAGGCAGACACUAUUGCUCAGGAUGGAGGAGAGGACUCAAUGGGGGAAGGAGAUGCUAUUGGAGAGGAAAGGUACCUACAACAAAUGACUGAAGGACCUCGAGAGGGAGCGAGUAAUAAAAAGAAGCGGUCAAAGUCAGCAGACAUGUGGAGAGAAGACAGCCUGGAGUUCUCUAUGUCAGACCUCAGCCAGGAGCAUCUGACCAGCACAGAGGAGAUGGUUGAUGGAGGGGAAGAGGAGGAGGAGCAGUUUGCAUGCCCUAGAGGCAGUACAGGCUCAACUGAAAGGGCAUCGUCUCUGGACCAUCUGUGCAGCCAGCAGAGUCCUGGCUUCAGGGGGCAAAGGAGCCGCUACAUUAAAAACCGCAGAGAAGCCGAGUGCGAUGGAGACGGGGAAGUGGAGGAGGGUUUGAUGUCUCCAACCGAGGAGGAUGGUGGGGGGUAUGGAGCUUUCACGCUCCCCUGCCGGCGCUCACACUGCCUUUCUGAAGGAUUGGCUGGUCUGGGUAUUCCAGCUGCACCGUGCCCUACCUUCCAGGGACGACGCGCACAGACUACUCAGGACAUCUCUGGUGUUUUGGGUGAGGGGAGCGAGUAUGGCGACAGUGGGAUCGACGGCGUUGCCACAGAGAUAGAUGGAGAUGGAGAACUGGUCUCCCGGCGGUGUAAGGCCAUGUCGGCCUCUUUCUCAGUGUACUCGGCUACAGAGAGCAGUGUUUUUAAUGGGAGCGACAGUGGGAGCAGCAGUGCAGGAGGAGUUGAAGGAAGAGGGGGCGAAGGAGGCAAAGGGGGAGUUUAUGAAAAUUUCCGGAAGGAGCUAGACAAUCAAGCCUGGACAAAUCGGAGCCGAGACUGUACAGAGGAGGCAUCUUCUGCUGUAAGCGAUGAGCAGAGUAGCGGCACACUCAGUAGUGUGUAUCCAUCUGACGCUGUGAUUGGCUGUGCACAAGGCACAGUCAGGAAAGCAGGGGCUCUGGCUGUGAAGAACUUCCUGGUUCAUAAGAAGAACAAGAAGGUGGAACCUGCAGCAAGACGCAAGUGGAAACACUACUGGGUUUCUCUGAAAGGCUGCACCCUCUUCCUGUAUGAAUCUGAUGGGCGUUCAGGUAUUGACCACAACAGUGUUCCUAAACAUGCGUUGUGGGCAGAGAACAGCAUUGUCCAGGCUGUACCUGAACAUCCCAAGAAAGACUUUGUCUUCUGUCUCAGCAACUCAGUGGGAGAUGCUUUCCUCUUCCAGACAUCGGGCCAAACAGAGCUGGAGAACUGGAUCACAGCGAUCCACUCUGCGUGUGCUGCCGCUCUUGCUCGGCAGCACCACAGGGAGGACACCGUGCGACUGCUGCGAACUGAAAUCCGCAAGCUGGAGCAGAAGAUUGACAUGGAUGAGAAAAUGAAGAAAAUGGGAGACAUGCAAUUGUCCACUGUCACCGAUGGCAAGAAGAGAAAAACCAUACUGGAGCAGAUCUUCUUGUGGGAGCAGAACUUGGAGAGGUUUCACAUGGAUCUCUUCCGUUGUCGCUGCUACCUGGCGAGUCUGCAGGGCGGCGAACCUCCCAAUCCCAAACGCCUCCUGGGCUUUGCUUCACGCCCCACCAAAGUAGCCAUGGGACGACUGGGCAUCUUCUCUGUUUCUUCCUUCCAUGCACUGGUGUCUGCUCGUACAGAGAGCAGCGUGAGAAGGCGGAACCAGCCCAUGCCUCGCACCUUCAGUAAACGUCGAAGCCGUUUCUCCUCCCUGUGGGGUCUGGACACCACCUCCAAGAGAAAGACCAAGGGACAUCCUUCAAUUGACCAGGUGUUUGCUGAUGGGGCGGAGCCAGGGAGAAAGUCUUUGCAGAGGAUGUUUGAAGACUCCACCAGUGAAAAAUCUAAGGAGAGAGAAAACUCUGUGAAAAGUCUUCCUCAGCAAAAUGUAGACAGUGAUAUUUGGGUUCCUGAGUACCUGAAACCCUCCUGGGUGUGUUUGCCAAACAACAAGCCUGUUCUGGUCGUCGUACAGCCUGGAGAGACAGCGCUGGAAGUCCUGAAUACUGUCUGCAAGACCCAUAAGAUCGAUCCCUCUGGCCACUACCUGCGUUUGAAGAUCUGGGUUGACAACCAAAUGCUUUAUUAUGUUCCUGCAUUUGAAGAGGACAUCUCUGAUCUGGUCUACAAAGAGAUUGAGAUUUAUGCCAAAAGCACCAAAGUGAUCCGGUUUGACAAAGCUGAGUCCUACAACAAUGGAUAUGGUUUUUCUAUGGAAGUUGUAGAGGAGAAUGGGGUGCAGCAGCUCCAUGUUACUGAAGUAAAAGCAGGAGGACUGGCUUCAGUUAAAGGUUUGAAAGCUGGGGAUGAGAUUCUGUUGCUUAAUGGUAAAGCUGCAUCUGCCUUCCAAAAGGAUGACAUAAUGGCUGCAUUUUCAAACCAAACCCUGACCUUGAGCGUCAGCACCCUGCCCCAGUUGGACCCUCGGGUGCUGUGCUCCUUUCCACCCCGCCGCUCUGAUGCGGAGCAGGACCCAGCCACAGAUAUCUUCUCACAAAGCCAAGAAGACAUCCUGGAUGAUGUGUCAGGUUUGACACUGGAGAGCCCGGAUGAGACUUUGGAGGAAGAACCUUGUCUGUCCCUUCAGAGCCAUGGAGAUCACCAGGAAGAUAAAGCUUGCACUGGGACUGGACACAAAAGCACAGAGCAGGUCACCGCUUUCUGCCGUGGUCUCCACGACAUGAAUCCCCUCGAGUGUCCCAUGUCGUCGUCCUCCUCGUCGUCUUCAUCAUCUCUCUCCCCGAGCCCUGUGUCAGCUUUACCACCCACAGCAGCCGCGGCCACACAGAAACAGCUCUCCCACGCAGACAAACUGCGCAAGGUCAUCAAUGAAUUGGUGGAGACGGAGAAGACUUAUGUCAAAGACCUGAGCUGCCUAAUAGAGUGUUACUUGAAACCUUUGCGGAAAGAGAGCUUCCUAACACAGGAUGAGCUGGACGUUUUGUUCGGUAACCUCGGAGAGAUGGUGGAAUUCCAGGUGGAGUUUCUCCGCACGCUGGAGGAUGGAAUCAGAUUGGUGCCAGAUCUGGAGAGGCUGGAAAGGGUGGAGCAAUUUAAGAAGGUGCUGUUCUCGUUGGGUGGUUCAUUCCUUUAUUAUGCCGAUCGCUUCAAGAUUUACAGCGCCUUCUGUGCCAGUCACACCAAAGUCCCAAAGGUCCUUGCUAAAGCAAAGACGGAUCCAGACUUCAAGGCUUUCCUGGCAGAGAGAAAUCCCAGACAGCAACAUUCAUCCACUCUGGAGUCUUACCUGAUCAAACCAAUCCAAAGAGUGCUGAAGUAUCCACUGUUGCUAAGGGAGCUCUACUCUCUCACUGACCCGGACAGUGAGGAACACUACCACCUGGAUGUUGCAAUGAAGGCCAUGAACAAGGUUGCAAGUCACAUCAAUGAGAUGCAAAAGCUUCAUGAAGAGUACGGAGCUGUUUUUGACCAGCUCAUCAAUGAGCAGACUGCUGAUAAAAAAGAGGUGGCUGACCUCUCGAUGGGGGAUCUUUUACUACAUUCUACUGUGGCGUGGAUCAACCCUCCAGCCUCAUUGGUUAAGAGCAAAAAGGACCCCGAUUUAGCUGCUUUUGUGUUCAAAACCGCAGUUGUAUUUGUCUACAAGGACUGCUCUAAGCAUCGGAAAAAAAUCGGUGGAACUCAUCGGGUGCCUACGAGUGAUGACAAAGAUCCCAUCCGCUUCCGUCACAUGAUUGCAACUGACUCUCUGCAAGUCCGUACUCUUGCAAACUCCGAGGCCACAGCGGUGUGUGAAGUAGUCCACAUAAGGUCUGAGUCUGAAGGAAGACCAGAGAGAAUCUUCCAGUUGUGCUUCAGUUCUCCAGAGAGUAAGAAGGACUUCCUGAGAGCCGUUCACUCGAUCCUUAGGGAGAAGCAACGCCGGCAGCUUCUUAAGACAGAGUCCCUGCCCCAAAACCAGCAGUAUGUGCCAUUUGGUGGCAAGCGCCUGUGUGCCCUUAAGGGGGCACGGCCUGCCAUGAACAGAGCAGCCUCAGCUCCAUCUCGAACGCUGGUCCACAGAAGGUUGGUGAGGAACCGCAUCACCAUUGAUACUGACCUGGUUUUCCAAGGGGACAACAACAAUAGCACUGAGGAUCCCUCGUGUCGGCCUUCCUACCCUUGCUCCAACUCAGCGCUGUCUGCCCCCCGUCAGCUUCACAAACCUCAGGGAGAGGACACGGACCGCUGGGUAGAAGAGCAGUUCAACCUGGGCUGCUAUGAAGAUCAGUGUGAGAGCAUUGAUCUCGGGCAGGUGAAGGAGACGGACAUUUUGAGCGACGACGAUGAGUAUUGCAAGUCUGUCCGAGCCGUGUCAACAAAACUGGACAACCUGGAGGGGGAGAUGAAAGGACUGGACCUACAGAGAAAAGACAUCAACCUGAACGGGCGAACAGAGCAUGAGAUCACGCAGGAGGCGGACGCUGAUCGAAUAAAGGGUGUUGGUGACUCCAGCUCAGUCGACUCAAUUACCUCCUGUGGCAUUCCCCUCUCCCACUGUGCAACCCCGACUUUAAAGGUCGCCUCCUUGAAGCAGUGUGCCGUAGAGGGGGCCACAAACCAGGACCACGAUGCCGUCUGGGUGCGGCGGGAUGACUUUGCUAAUGGGUGCAAAAGUGACGUCUUCUGAUAGGUGAUGGGAAAAAAGAUGAAGAAAAGAGUUUUUACAUAAUGUAGGACUUAAAGAAAAGGUAUGAGAAUAGAAAAAAGCUUUAAAAGUGUAGAAUUUGGGGAACCUCAACAAGUCCUCCCUGCAUCACUGCACAAUCCUCUCCUCCCACCUCACCUGCAUCCUCCCUUGUUCUGACAAUCCUAAAGUACCGAAGCACCCAGAGAGUUUAAAAAAAAAAAAAAAAAAAGUAACAUGGACGUGAACAUAUGAG
Messenger RNA from Archocentrus centrarchus (flier cichlid), 5580 nucleotides. Its product is annotated as T-lymphoma invasion and metastasis-inducing protein 1-like. Bases 306 to 5327 code for a protein of 1673 amino acids. The record is from RefSeq and is a predicted model, not a curated record. The transcript is spliced from 29 exons. Lineage: Eukaryota; Metazoa; Chordata; Actinopteri; Cichliformes; Cichlidae. Gene Ontology annotation, molecular function: guanyl-nucleotide exchange factor activity; protein binding. Gene Ontology annotation, biological process: small GTPase-mediated signal transduction; activation of GTPase activity. Gene Ontology annotation, cellular component: plasma membrane; cytosol.